UCUGGCUCUCCCGGCCCCUCAAAGUUCUUCCCAACUUUUCCUCCGCCCAGCGAGCGCCGCGGGCGCAGUGCCGGGGGCAGGUUGCUGCGCUCUUCGGGGCUCAGUCGCCUCCUCUCCUGGGCAGGUCCUCGAGGGCGCAGCAGGCAUUAAGUGGCCGCUGGCGGUCCUUUUCUCCCUCACCCAUCCUCCCCGGCCUCUUCGCUCCGGGCCCCCUCGAGCAGGACACCCCGGUGCUCUGGUCCUUCUCUCUUUCUCCUUCCCCGGUGCGCCCCGGCGCCGACUCUCGCGCCGGGAUCGCGGCGGAAACCUCCCUCCCCUUUCGCCUCCAGCGGCUGCUUCCCUCGCCCCUCCUCCGCCUGCCACUGGAAUCGACUCCGUGGGGAAUCGGGGCUCCGCGGCGGCGGACAGUCGUGAGGCGCGGGACUGUGGACACCGCGCGGACCAUGUAAGCAGCUGUCUUUCAGAGGGCCACGCCGGGCAUGGACACCUUUUUCCAUACCUGCAGGAGCACAGGUGUUAGUGUGACUGCCCAGUCACGAAACUGCUAAGGCCCCCUCAGGGGCGUGUGUGCCAGGAGAGGAGGGCAGAGCACCAGGGCUCCAGAGCCAUGCCUUUCGGUCUGAAACUUCGCCGCACACGGCGCUACAAUGUCCUGAGCAAGAACUGCUUUGUCACCCGGAUCCGUCUGUUGGACAGCAAUGUCAUCGAGUGCACCCUGUCAGUGGAAAGCACAGGGCAGGAGUGCCUGGAGGCGGUGGCCCAGAGGCUGGAGCUGCGAGAGACACACUACUUUGGCCUUUGGUUUCUCAGCAAGAGCCAGCAAGCAAGAUGGGUGGAGUUGGAGAAACCUCUGAAGAAACAUCUGGACAAAUUUGCUAAUGAGCCUCUGCUUUUCUUCGGAGUCAUGUUUUAUGUGCCAAAUGUGUCAUGGCUUCAGCAAGAGGCCACAAGAUAUCAGUAUUACCUGCAAGUGAAAAAAGAUGUGCUAGAAGGGCGAUUACGGUGCACGCUUGAACAGGUGAUCCGGCUGGCCGGCUUAGCUGUACAAGCUGAUUUUGGAGAUUAUAAUCAGUUUGACUCUCAAGAAUUCCUCCGAGAAUAUGUGCUGUUUCCAAUGGAUUUGGCCCUUGAAGAGGCUGUUCUGGAGGAGCUGACCCAGAAGGUGGCCCAAGAACAUAAAGCCCAUAGUGGAAUCCCGCCAGCAGAAGCUGAACUAAUGUACAUCAAUGAAGUGGAACGUUUGGAUGGAUUCGGACAGGAAAUCUUCCCUGUGAAGGACAAUCAUGGAAACUGUAUGCACCUUGGCAUUUUCUUUAUGGGGAUUUUUGCAAGAAACAGAAUUGGAAGACAAGCAGUAAUAUACAGGUGGAAUGAGAUCGGGAACAUCACUCACAACAAGGCGGCCAUUCUGGUUGAGCUCACUGACAAGGAGGAGACAGUGCUCUUCCACACGGAUGAUAUUGAAAAUGCCAAGUAUAUUUCUCGGUUAUUUACAACACGGCACAAGUUUUACAAACAAAACAAAAUCUGCACGGAACAAUCAAAUUCUCCACCUCCCAUCAGACGCCAGCCCACCUGGAGCCGGUCCUCCCUGCCGAGGCAGCAGCCGUACAUCUUGCCUCCCAUGCACGUCCAGUGUGGCGAGCACUACUCGGAAACGCACACUUCACAAGACAGCAUUUUCCAUGGGAACGAGGAAGUCUUGUAUCGCAAUUCUCACAACAGCCUGGACCUAAAUUACUUGAAUGGCACCGUCACCAAUGGCAGUGUGUGUAGCGUUCACAGCAUCAACUCCCUCAGCUGCUCCCAAAGCUUCAUCCAGGCUUCUCCUGUAUCCUCCAACCUCAGCAUCCCUGGGAGUGAUGUCAUGCGGGCUGACUACAUCCCUAGCCACCGGCAUAGCGCAAUCAUCGUUCCGUCUUACAGGCCAACCCCCGAUUAUGAGACAGUCAUGCGGCAGCUGAAGAGGGGGAUGAUGCAUGCGGACAGCCAGAGCCAGUCUCUGCGGAACCUCAACAUCAUCAACACCCACGCCUACAACCAGCCAGAGGACCUGGUGUACAGCCAGCCCGAGAUGCGGGACAGACACCACUACACCGUCCCAUAUGGGCCACAGGGGGGCUAUAGUCACAAACUUGUUAGUCCAUCUGACCAGAUGAACCCAAAGAAUAGUACUGUGCCCAGCAAGCCAGGGGCAAGUUCCAUCUCACACACAGUGAGCACCCCUGAGUUGGCCAACAUGCAGCUGCAAGGCACCCAUAACUACAAUGCAGCCCAUAUGCUCAAGAACUAUCUCUUCAGACCGCCGCCCCCCUACCCACGGCCCCGCCCUGCCACCAGCACCCCAGACCUUGCCAGUCAUCGCCACAAGUAUGUCAGUGGCAGCAGCCCGGACCUGGUGACCCGGAAGGUGCAGCUGUCUGUGAAGACCUUCCAGGAAGACAGCUCUCCAGUGGUGCAUCAGUCUCUCCAGGAGGUGAGCGAGCCCCUCACAGCCACCAAGCACCAUGGCACAGUGAACAAGCGCCACAGCCUGGAGGUGAUGAACAGCAUGGUGCGUGGCAUGGAAGCCAUGACACUCAAGUCACUGCACAUCCCCAUGGUCCGCCGUAACACGUUCCGGGAGCAGGGGCCGCCAGAGGAAGACCCAGGGGCCCACGAGGUCCACCAGCUCCCACAGUAUCACCACAAGAAGACCUUCUCUGAUGCCACCAUGCUGAUCCACAGCAGCGAGAGCGAGGAGGAGGAGGAGGCUCCGGAGGCCGUGCCCCAGAUCCCUGUGCUGCGGGAGAAGAUGGAGUACAGCGCCCAGCUGCAGGCAGCCCUCGCCCGGAUUCCAAACAAGCCCCCACCCGAGUACCCUGGACCAAGGAAAAGUGUCAGCAAUGGGGCCCUGAGGCAUGACCAGGGGAACCUCCCUACCGCCAUCGCCAGGGCCAGGGUGCUGAGGCACGGGCCGGCUAAGGCCCUCAGUGUCUCCCGAACCGACCAGUUGGCCAUCAACGGGUCCUCUCUUGGUCCCUCCAUCUCCGAGCCUGACCUGACCAGCGUGAAGGAACGGGUCAAAAAAGAGCCUGUGAAGGAGAGGCCUGUGUCUGAGAUGUUUUCCCUGGAGGAUAGUAUCAUAGAGAGAGAGAUGAUGAUUAGGAAUCUAGAGAAGCAGAAGAUGGCAGGCCUGGAGGCACAGAAGAGGCCCCUGAUGUUGGCAGCAUUGAAUGGGCUCUCAGUGGCUCGGGUCUCUGGGCGGGAAGAAAGUCGACAUGAUGCCACCCGAGUUCCCAUGGAUGAGAGGUUCAGAACCCUGAAGAAGAAGUUAGAAGAGGGAAUGGUGUUCACAGAGUACGAGCAAAUUCCAAAGAAAAAGGCAAAUGGUAUUUUCAGCACCGCAGCUCUACCAGAAAAUGCUGAGCGCAGCAGAAUCCGAGAAGUCGUCCCUUACGAGGAGAACCGAGUGGAGCUAAUCCCAACCAAAGAAAACAACACAGGCUACAUCAAUGCCUCGCACAUCAAGGUGGUGGUUGGUGGGGCAGAAUGGCACUACAUUGCAACUCAGGGACCUCUGCCACACACAUGCCACGACUUCUGGCAAAUGGUAUGGGAGCAGGGAGUGAACGUCAUCGCCAUGGUCACUGCAGAGGAGGAGGGCGGAAGGACCAAAAGCCACCGAUAUUGGCCCAAACUGGGGUCCAAGCACAGCUCUGCCACCUAUGGCAAGUUCAAGGUCACCACAAAGUUCCGAACAGAUUCUGGUUGCUAUGCAACCACAGGCUUGAAGGUCAAGCACCUUUUGUCUGGGCAAGAAAGGACAGUGUGGCAUUUGCAAUAUACUGACUGGCCGGAUCAUGGCUGCCCAGAGGAUGUCCAAGGAUUUUUAUCCUACUUGGAGGAGAUCCAGUCGGUCCGCCGCCAUACGAACAGCAUGCUGGAAGGGACUAAGACCCAUCGGCACCCUCCCAUUGUCGUCCACUGCAGUGCAGGGGUGGGAAGGACCGGCGUGGUCAUUCUCUCUGAGCUCAUGAUCUACUGCCUGGAGCAUAAUGAAAAGGUGGAAGUACCCAUGAUGCUGAGGCUCCUCAGGGAGCAAAGGAUGUUCAUGAUCCAGACCAUCGCUCAGUACAAGUUUGUCUACCAAGUCCUUAUCCAGUUCCUCCAAAACUCCAGACUCAUUUAAUCUGCCAAGUCCAGCUCCUGGAGGAUGGGCCCGGCUCCAUCCUGUAGGUGGAAAGUCACCUCCAGACAACAUCUGCUCUCCCCACUGGGGUGUGGAUGGCUGGCAGCAGGCUCUGCAGACAGGAGCCAAAGUUACCUACAAACAUCAUGUAUUAUUUUAUACGAGAUAAUUUAUUUUUCCCCCUUUGGAAUAACUUUUGUGAAUUAUUAUAAUGCGGUUUUCACAAUACAGUACUUUUCAUUUGAACCACAUUUGACUGAUCUGCAUUGUAACAUGUUAGUAGGGAAGGUUGCCUACUGACAGGGACAGGAGCAUAAAGGGACAUCUCUAGUGAAGUUGAAGCCAGAUUGGUAAUGCACCCUGAAAUUCAUUCUUUAAUGCUCAUGUCCAAAUCAAAGAUGGCAAGAAAAAGGAUCCAUCUUGAAAUAUAAAGAAAAGACCCUUUUCUAAAGGAGAGAGGAAUGUUUUAUUAGUGGACUCAUGAGUCUUGAUGGACAGUUGCUUUCUUCUCUUUAUUUCUGCCCUCAUCCUCAGUAAUCUCUUCUCCCACCCCACUAUGUCUUCCUAAGCUUGAGUUAAAGAUGGGGUCACUUAGAGAACAUGCUCCUUUCUGGGCAGCAAUGAUAUCAUUUGGGCCAAAUGAGGAGCUCUGUAUUACGUCUUCCUUCACCACCCCAUAUUCUGAGCUACCCUGCUGGGGACUGCACCCAGGGAAUCUGCUUGCUUCUCCUUAUUGUCCCAGUCUGGUGGCUUUAAGACCCUGAGCCAGGCCAUCUGUGCAACUCAGCCUCUUGCCUGAUUAAGAGAGGAUGUAGAUCAGAGUAGAAAGGGAACAGAGAAGGGCAGGGUCUUGAUACUGUUUCUUAUUUAAAUAUGAUAUGUGCACUGGAUAGGGACCUAUAGGGUGAAGCUUUGAGUGUGUUCCAUUUUUCUAUCACUAAUUCAUUAGAAGGGUUAUAAAGGACACAUUUGGGAAAGCUAGUUUCUGAGAGAUGUUUGGUACUUCACUUAGGUAGCAGGGCCCUGGCUAGGAGUCACACAAGUGUGGCCCUUCCUACAUAUACACACUGUACGAGUACCAUCCCCAGGCUUUGGCCUAUGAGAGCAGAGUUGAUCCCUCUCAAGACCCUCUAGUCUUCUUUUGGUGAAAUCUUGCCUCUCUUGAUGAAAAAUGGAGCUUGUUUUUCACAAAGUCCACCAUGGCUUUCCUUUCUUUACAUACCCACUCUCUGGUCAGUUAUGAUGUUAACUAUUUGUAGCUCAGUGCUUAGUUUCUUCUGACUUCUUUGGCUGGUGUCCUGAAUUUCUUGAUUUAGUACACACAGUAUCAUGUUCCACACAGUUUUCCUCUUCCUGAAUUUUUGGGGAUCUUCCUUUUUACAUCUAGUUUUUCCUGAACACAAUUUUUAAUUGUGGUUUUGUUCUUAGAAUAGACCAUGGCAGGUCUUCUAUACAUUUUUCCCUCCAUUACUUGUUGGUUUUUGUUGUUUGUUUUGGGAUUCUUUUUUUUUUUAAAAAAGACAAAAAAUGGCAUCAUAUCAACCAGAAAGAUCAUACCUUUGUGACUUCAUGUCACCACUUAUCAACAGAUGCCUAGGAAAGCAGAUUCCCCAUCAACUCUCUUGGCAGAUGAACCAACCCAGCUUUACUUCUGGACAAGCAUCGUGAUGGUAGUCCUACAGGUUUAAACUCAGAUUAUCUGGAGAUGAAGCACUCCCUCUUUCUCUUCUACUCCAAGGUCUAAAGAAUCGAUCAAGGAGUAUAACUUCAACUGAGCUUUGUAAAAACUGAAUUUUUGACAUAUAUUCUGAAACAAAAACCACUAGUAUCACAUGUAUUUUCAGUGGCACAGGCAAAGGCACCUAUCAUUCCUUAGAGAUUAUUCAUCCUUAGGAUAUUCUAACAGUUGGUCUCAGUUACUGGCUUAUAAUAUGCUAAAGAAUGUCAAUAUUUUUCUUUUGUCUCUAAGCCCUAGGUAGGCACAGCUAAAAUGUCUCAUGUGGGCAGCUUGUAGAUCUAAUGUUUUUUUGAGCUCAUCACUCAUGGGCUUUGUUUAAACUCAUCCACUGUUCUUACCUUAUGGUUCCAUAAUUAAUUACCAGCACAUGGUGCAGGGAGGAAGUAGGUUUAAUACCCAAUUUCCUAGCCAACAUUUAUAUUGAAACCCAAAGGAAAACAUUUAGAAGUUAUUCCACAUAGUUCAUUUUUAAAAACAAAUGCUUUUGGUUCUCUAGCACAUUUUGGAUUCCUUUUCACAUCUCCAGUAAAUGCCAGUGCAUCUCCUGUUAAAUUAGCAGCAGCCAUUUAAAGUCCUUUUAGUGGCAUCUGCAUAAUAAUUGCCUAGAGAUGUUUUAUAUCUGGGAAGCAAGCCAAGGAAUAAACCUUGAAGCAAAGUGUACUAAAUUAGUUAUCUAGUUAGAGCUUUUGGAAUGAUUUCCUGAUGGUGUAUCAAGUCUAAAGCUAGAGCUGUCAGGGUCUAUUGCUGCCAUUUGGAUUUGAAGAGAGAAAAUUAAAAAUGGAGGAAAUAAAAGAUCCCAUCUCACAACAAAGCCGACAGCCAUUUCCCAGCCUCCGGUUUUGAAGUGUUCUGGUUGAAAUGUUUUGUUUCUUUCAUUUACACAUGUCUGAAUGUGUUGACUCAAAGUGUUCAUCCUCAUCCACUGUAGGCUGUGGAUCCUGGUGGCUAAAUUUGGUGUUUUCACCCUUGAGAGGAGAUGAGAUGAGGUAGGCUUGGAGUAAACCCAUUUCCAGGUAACCGUCACAUCAAUACACAGCUCUUGCCGUAGAUAGGAAGUAAAGGAGGAUCUAGCAGCAUUUAGAGAAGGGUGUCAAAUGUUGAUUGACUUAGAGGAGUGAAAAAUGAGUCCUCUACUCAUUUGGAAGUAAGGCACAAAAUCAGGGAAGGUGAAAUCAUGUCCACAUGGAUCAUACAGAGUAGUAAGCUUUCUAGUAACUUAAAUUGAGAGAAAUUUACUUCUGCAACUUUUAUAGUUGUACGUUGAGGGGGAACUCUUUUUCACUUAUAAUUGAAACUUUUUCUGCCCGAGUCACAUGGCUAUCUCUGACUCCCUCCUCUAUCAACCUGGAUCAAAGGUCUUAAGAGACUGCUGAAGAUGGCUUUGUGGGGAGUACACCACUGGCUCAUACUCACUUAACCUUUAUCCUGGCCUUCUCUCAGCUUUUUCUUGUAGUUAUAAACCCCAAUGGGCACAGUAGGUCAGCAUGUUUAUCCAGCUAACUACUUUUAUCAUCUUUUCUAGUUUGAUACCAGUUGACCCAUGUGGAAUUUCCAAUAAUUGAGCAAAUUUUCUGUGGAUACAGAAACUUCAUGGGAAUCAACCUAAUCCAAUUUCUUCCCACCAUACAGUAAGGAUUACAGUACUGUGUCUUUUCUCUAAGUGAGAGCUAAUGGGCAUUGACAUGUGUGCAAUGGGCUGCCUAGCUCUUUGUGAACUUGCUGCCUUAUUAUUUGUGAUGCUUAUCCUGUCCGGUCAGUGGCCAUCUCCUAGGGCUUGGAAGUCACUCUUUGCAAAAGUAAAGGUGCACUGUUGAUUCUGAUAGGCACAUCAUUGGGAUUUUUAGCAGUUGUCCUUUCUGGAUGUAUUAACUAUUGGCCUUUAUUUGCUGUCAUAAAACAUCAUCUGUGGGUCCCAGUGGUGUCUUUAGUUAAAAAGCCUUUUACUUUUCCCCAUAUCCAAUGGUGGGGUUGAUAGGAAAAGCAAGUACAGUUACUUAUUUUCAUUUGCAUCACUUGAGGUAAAGGCAUCCUAGAAUGUGUGCCACGGAGCAUAAAUUCAAGAAAUGUGAUUGGCUCAUAUCCAUGUUCAUAUUAAUUUAUUUUUCAUUCCUCCUCAGUGUCAGAAAUAACCAUAAUGGGCUGUUUAGUGCAAGAAUUGCCAAGUUAUCACUGUUGGACUCUUAAGGUGGUCUUUGCAGGAAUUCGGCUUCCUCGUUUUACCAAUCAUACUUCUGCUGCUCAGCCUCAUUUGAUUGCCAGUGUUUCUGUUAGCUAUCCAGCAUGCUAUUUAUCAAUUUCUUUCCAUGAGCAGAGUAGCAACUCAUCCAACUCUUUCAAAUGGCAAAAUUUGGAUCUUCAUGAAAAUUCCACAAAAUUUCCAGUGGCCUACAACUUGGUGGGUGGCAAACUAAUUGGCUCUGAAGGGUGGAAAUGAGCUUAGCUGGACCCAUAGGGUGGUCUCUAAGCAAGGAAGCAGAAUGGUUCUUGUCACCUCAGCUUCUAAGUCAUUUUGAAGCAGAACAGCUUAGUGAUGCAUCUGUUAAAACUAACAGCAACAUGCCUGGGAGAAGUGUGAGUGUGUAUUCAACUAAAUUCUCCCCAAUUUGGGAAAACCCAAAUAUGUCUUCCAGAAGUCACUGGUAUUCGAGGGUCCUGUGAAGCUCAACCACCAGCUUGCUCAGUGAGUUCUCUACCUUCAUCCCCUCUGCUUUCAGCUUGGUAUUUCCACCACAUACUUAGGUAGGUAAGCAUUUUUAUCUAGUGCCCUUUCUUACCUUCCUAGCUUAAUAUGAUGCAUCUUUUCUCAGGACCAACUUAAAAAGUUCCCUAUUAAUAUAUCCAAGAGCCAGGCAUUGAGCAUCUGGCAUCAAUCAGUUUCAUAAAUGGAACAAUUUAUUGUUACUUGGUGUAGUAGAUGGGAGGAUGUGUAUCCAUUCCUACUGUUCAGAGCUUUGUUCAGUCUUCCCAUUUUAACAAUAAAUUGAAGGACAUCAAGUUACAAGGCAGGAGCGCUGGAGCUCAUAGCAGCCUAAAUAUGACAUGUGACUACACAGAAAGUCAGUAUUCAUUGUCUGCCAUGCUUUGGAUCAACAGGGUCAUUCUUCCAAAAGAUGCCGGAGCUUGUCCAGAGAGAGGAGAGGAGGAGGAGGGGUUUUUAGAACAGCCCUGAAGUUUCCAUCUCUCGCUUCACAUUUUCUGAAACUUAAAACAUCUCUCCUACUCCAACUUUCCUUUCUGUGAUGCCAGUUUGGGAAAUCAGAAAGUGGCACCUCAAAGCGAGACUCUGCUGUGGUGUUGGGAUUCAUUUCAUCUUGGCUUAGUUGUUGACUGUGUCUUCAGAGCUGAGGUUGAGCUUGAUGGGUGUUGUAGCUGUGAUGCAUGGUUUCUCCUAUGUUCUUGGAUUUGCUGCUCAAGAGACACCCCUCACUUGCCGCUGGCUAUCCCUACUUUUCCCACAGCCUGUGAGCUCAUGCAUGUGGCUCCCAGAGCCAGCAGUCAGGAUUCCUCUCACCUGUGAUCCCCAGGGCUGCAGUAUGUCUCCACUUUACAACAAGUUGUGUGUUAUCAGAACACAAAAACCAGAGAGAAAUAUAAAGACUGUUCCCUCUCUUGUUUGGGGAUCUGAGUGACACCAUUUUGAGAUGUCACUAUCUUCAUUCCCAGGGCACGUUAUUUACCUUAGGCUCUGCUGACCUUUCACGCGUUUUCAUUUCCUUUCACUUAAACUCUCAACAGUAUACUUUUUUUUUUAUUUAUAUGUGCAUACAAUGCUUGGGUCAUUUCUCCC
Messenger RNA from Castor canadensis (American beaver), 9696 nucleotides. RefSeq names its product protein tyrosine phosphatase non-receptor type 14 (gene Ptpn14). Gene Ontology annotation, cellular component: cytoplasm; cytoskeleton. Lineage: Eukaryota; Metazoa; Chordata; Mammalia; Rodentia; Castoridae. The record is from RefSeq and is a predicted model, not a curated record. Gene Ontology annotation, biological process: protein dephosphorylation; lymphangiogenesis. Gene Ontology annotation, molecular function: protein tyrosine phosphatase activity.